AUGAGGCUGCAAUAUGAAACUUGGAGUGCCAGAAAAAUCAAAGAAGUUAAGGUCACCAGACCAAUCGAUGCUAACAGAUUUCCAAAUGCAAAAUUCAAUGUUGCCAGAGGUUCUACGAGUCAAGUUCAUGUGUUCACUCUCGCAGACCUCCCAUGUAUCAAUCCUUAUGAAUGGAUAAUUCUCUACAAGUUGUUGCUACGAGAGACACAGAAGUACGAAGCUGUCAUCCAUUACCUUAAGCUUAUGAUCAUUUUGUAUAUCCAAGAGGUGGGCACUAUGGAUGUAGAGAUAGUUGAAGUGUUAUGA
This is a messenger RNA of Lactuca saligna, 306 nucleotides long. Lineage: Eukaryota; Viridiplantae; Streptophyta; Magnoliopsida; Asterales; Asteraceae. The record is from the annotation of a GenBank genome assembly.